Messenger RNA from Fraxinus pennsylvanica, 1662 nucleotides. The record is from the annotation of a GenBank genome assembly. Lineage: Eukaryota; Viridiplantae; Streptophyta; Magnoliopsida; Lamiales; Oleaceae.
AUGGAGGAAGAUCAAGAACUGAGAUUUGUUUGCAAGUUCUGCAACAAGAGGUUCCCAUGUGGUAAGUCACUGGGGGGUCACAUGAGGUCUCAUGUAAUUGCAAAUUCUGCUGAAUCUGAGGAAAAAGUUGAGGCGAACAUGAAAAGGAUUUCUUCUUUAGGCGGGCCGGGGAAGAUUAUCAUAAAUGAGUCGAGUGUUGUUGAAUUUGCUAAUGGGCAUUCAAGUUAUGGCCUUAGAGAAAAUCCCAAGAAAACGUGGAGGGCUGUGGAUUCGACCUUUCCCCUGCCACAGGAGAAGGUUUGCAAGCAAUGUGGUAAAGGGUUUCAAUCGUUGAAAGCAUUGUGUGGUCACAUGGCUUGUCACUCGGAGAAGGAAAGGGGUUUGAAGGAUGAUCAUUCUUGGACGAGUGAGAAUCAGAAACUAGUUAUGGAUAGUCAUUCGGAUACUGAAUCUGAGGACGGGAUGUUGAGAACUAGAUUAUCAAAGAGUAAGAGGUUCAAGAAAAUCAUUUUCAAGUCGUCCGCCUUUUCUUUAGCUAAUAAUGGUUCUUUGACUAUUUCUGAGAUUGAUGAGCAAGAACAAGAGGAGGUAGCUAUGUGUUUAAUGCUGUUGUCUAGGGAUUCAGGAACUAAAGGUGGUGUGAAUUCAGUUGUUGAGUCUUCUGAUAAUAAUUCAGUGAUUCUAGAAACUAAAUCUUCUUCUAUUGACACGAGAAUUGGUAGAAAGGAAGGCUUAAAUUAUGUUAAUAAUCAAGACGAGGCUCUCCAAAUGAAAAAAAUUGGGGAUACGAAGUUGAAAGGUAGAACUUUGGAUGCAGAUAUUGCUCAAAUGGAGAAAUCUGAUUCAGGGUAUUUCUUAGAUGAAUGUGCUAAGGUUGAGUCCGAUGGAUCAGUUGAUGGCUAUCACAGAAAUGGUUCUUGCAGUGAAUGGAAGAAGUUCCAGAUGGGUUUUGGAGCUAUAGGUGAGGAGUCGAUUUCUGAAUUCAAGAAAAGCUUGAACAGAGUCAAGAGUUAUAAAACAGAGCUUAAGAAGGAGGUUGCUCUUGAAAAUGGAUAUGAUGAUGCUGGUAGAGUUUCAAAUUCGGCAAGAAAUGAAUCACGAAAGAGAAAGCAUAGAUUUGAGGUUCCUGAAUGUUGGAAUGAAUACGGUAGUAAGAUGAAAAACGGCUCUUCAGAUGAUCAGGUGUGCGAUAAUGCUCAGAAAAGAAGUAAAUAUGAAUGCUUGAACUGUAAAAAGAUCUUCAACUCUUAUCAAGCACUUGGUGGGCAUAGACCAUGCCAUAAGAAAAGUAAUGCCUCUUCUGAAUCACGAUAUGAAAUGGGUGAGAACAGUCUAGAUGAUGCGAAAGACUUCAGAACUGCUUAUAAGCUCGGAGAGUCUUCUAGCAAGAAAAAACUGAUUUCUAAAAAUUCAUCCCUUGAUUCAAAGAAAGGAAUUAAGUCGAAGAAGAACAAAGUGCACAUAUGUCCAUUCUGCGAUAGGGUUUUCAAGAAUGGCCAGGCUUUGGGUGGCCACAAGAGGUCACAUUUUAUUGGUGGUCACGAGGAAACUAGUAGUCGAACUCCAUUAAUAAAGCCAGAGCUUCCUGAUUUACUUGACCUUAAUCUUCCAGCUCCUGAGGAGGAGGAGGAUGACAAUCAUGCUCAAUUCUUCCAGUGGUAA